Molecule: messenger RNA, 468 nt
Organism: Rangifer tarandus platyrhynchus (Svalbard reindeer)
Lineage: Eukaryota; Metazoa; Chordata; Mammalia; Artiodactyla; Cervidae
Source: the annotation of a GenBank genome assembly
AUGGGGUGGAGGCUGCAGCCGCCGUUCUCAGACCCCUUGGAAGAACCCCGGCCUUUUCUCGGGUCAGCAUGGGCACUUUGGUUGGAACACCCUGGCUGGAGCGGGAGUCCUGCAGUCCCCUUGCUUGCCUGCUCCGGGCUCUCUGGGGUCUCACCAGCAGGAGUGCGGGUGGUCAUCCUUGAGCCCCAGCCCCUCAGAGCCCCUGUCUACAUGUGCUUUCACUCCCUCAGCCUGCAAGGGUCAGAUUUGCCAUUGAAAAUGAUAACCUCUACUUUUUUCUUUUGUAUUUUGAUAAACACUGAAGAAGCUGGAGCUGUUAAACUUUAUCUUGGGGAAAACCUCAGAACUGGUUUAUUUGGUGUCGUGGAACCUCUUACUGCUUUCAAUACACAAUUAGUAAUCAACUGUUUUGUAUACUUGUUUUCAGUUUUCAUUUCGACAAACAAGCACUGUAAUUACAGCUAUUAG